CAAUAGAAAGAGCGAAACCCCCGCUCCCCCCUCCUCCCUCUCCUCCCCCGGGAGAACAGAGACAGACGGACAGAGGACGCACAGGCAGCGAGGCAGACGGGGACGAAAGUUUAAUACCUAGUAGCGGAUCGGCGAUGGGCAAAUAAACACGAUGGAGCGUUACGCCGCGAGGUGUUGACUGUCCAGGUGAGAGAAGGAAGGAGACGGAGCGAGAGUACGCGCGCGGGAGGCAACUACUAGAGGACUAGUGAGACAGAGAGAGAGAGAGAGAGAGACACGGUGGUAAUUAGACUGAGGGAGAGAGAGAGAGAGAGGGGGGAGAGUGCGAGUGCCCGCGAUCGGCGGCAGCGACCGCGGGAUUGUAACACACGUUGCGGAGGACGACCCGAGUCUUGAUGCCGAUGCCGGCCGAAUACCACGAGGGCCACAGCAACCACGAGAACGCCAAUUUCGCUCUCGGGACCACGCAGGACGCGGACGACAUGACGGCCAACAUGUACCGGGUGGGAGAUUACGUGUAUUUUGAGACCACCAACUCAUCGCCGUAUCAGAUCAGGAGGAUAGAAGAAUUAAAUAAGACCGCGAGCGGCAAUGUGGAAGCAAAAGUGAUGUGCUUCUUCAGGCGGAGGGAUUUACCGCCCACCUUGGUUAUGCUGGCGGACAAACACCAAUUGGCAAGCGCGGAGCAGCAGAGGUCAGAAUCCCCUGCGAGUACACAGAAUCAGAAACUCGAGAAUCCCGACACUGCUAAGGAAAUGACUAAUAAAGAUGGUAUCGGGCCCAAAGUGAUGAUCAAAGGGGGCGGUAAAGGGGGCUGGCUGAAGGCCCCAUUAUCGGAGGCCCAAGAGCCCCACGGGAUGGAAGAAGGUAUCCCUGGAGGAGUAACGGAAUUGAGUUCUAAGCAACGUCACCAAAUGAAACACAGAGAACUGUUUUUAUCACGACAAGUGGAGACGCUGCCAGCCACGCAUAUUAGGGGCAAAUGCUGCGUUACGUUAUUGAAUGAAACCGAAUCCGCGACAAACUAUAUAAACAGGGAUGAUUCAUUUUUUUACUGCUUAGUAUUUGAUCCUGCUCAGCGUACUUUGCUUGCUGACAAAGGCGAAAUUAGAGUAGGUAACAGAUAUCAAGCAACAGAUAUACCGGCGGUAUUGACGCACGCAGAGAAAGAAGCGGAUACUCGCAGGUUACAAGACUUGGAGACUUUGAUUUGGACUCCGAGACAUAAUUUGACGGAUCGUCAGAUUGAUCAAUUCCUCGUCGUUAGUAGAUCAGUAGGCACCUUCGCGAGAGCCUUAGACUGUUCGUCCUCCAUUAAGCAGCCCUCCUUGCACAUGUCCGCAGCUGCUGCAUCUAGAGAUAUCACUCUUUUUCACGCGAUGAACACAGUGCAUCUGCAUAGCUAUGACUUAGCGAAUGCCAUAGCAUCUCUAGUACCUAGCACCGGCCCCAUAUUGUGCCGAGACGAAAUGGAAGAGUGGAGCGCAUCCGAGGCGAAUCUGUUCGAAGAGGCGCUCGAGAAAUACGGGAAGGAUUUUGCCGAUAUACGAGCAGAUUUUUUACCGUGGAAAUCGCUCAAGAAUGUCAUAGAGUACUAUUACAUGUGGAAAACGACGGAUCGCUAUGUCCAGCAGAAAAGAGUAAAGGCUGUAGAAGCGGAGAGUAAACUGAAGCAAGUUUAUAUACCAAAUUAUCCAAACAAGACUCCUAUGUCGACAACUGCUCCUUCGACCGCCAGUAUUGUUCCAUUGAGCAAUAGUAACAGCAAUAGCAACGGAAAGCCGACCAGUGUUUUGAAUGGUAAUAGUAACGGUAGUAUGGUAGGUGACAAUUCCGGAAUACUUAUGGUCGGAGUCGGUGGGAAGCCAUGCGAGGGUUGUCAAGCCACCCAAAGUCCACACUGGUACGCUUGGGGACCAUCGCACAUGAAUUACCGGCUUUGCCACGCAUGCUGGAUAUACUGGAAGAAGUAUGGAGGACUCAAGUCGCCCUCACGUCUAGACGACGUCGAUCUCGAGAGGAAACGCGCCGGUGCCGGGUCGGAUGAAGAGAGCAAGGGGAUGGGCGGCGCGCACAGGCCGCAUCGAUGCAGCAUUCCCUCCUGCGGGAAGGAGUUUAAACUGAAAGCUCAUUUGAGCCGUCACUACGCGAGCGCGCACGGAGUAGAUCUGCGUGGCGCCGCCGGAAGUGGCGGCGGCGGUGGUGGAUCGCCACGGCCGAUCAUGAAGACCCGGUCCGCGUUCUAUCUACGCACCUCCUUGCUGGCGCGUGCAGCGCGACGUUUGUGCGCCACGCAGUUGCGCACACGUCACGCCGCACGAGCACCCCAUCAGCCGGUGAAUGCCGCGCCGUUGCGGCAUCUAUGCGCCCAGCUGGCAUCCAAGACGUCUACGGAGCUGCGUAUCCUUGCACGCCCCGUACGGCUUCGGUCGCGUCCCCAAGUGAUCGACAUCGCUUCGCGUUUAGGCAAUCAUCCAGCACCACGGCAGCCCGGCGACUGGGACUGGCUGACGCUAACUUCUCCAGCGCAACGCAAGCAGCCCGACCGAGUCUCAUUUCCACGUCCGCCAAAGGCACCGGACGGCAGUCUUUUGUAUGAGAGGGUACCAAACAAGCCUGAAGUGGACAGGCUUACGUUGACGCCACCCCAGCCGCAGCCUGUCAUGUCGACUCCGCAGAAUAUCCUGAAACGCACAAGACCAUUUGAUGAAAUCAAUGGUUCCGAUAAUCUCGCCCUGAAUGCAGGACUUCCUUCUGGUGCACCACCCACGAAAAGGGCUCAUCAUCCACAACAACUACAUCCGAAGCACACGCUGGAACACCCCACGCCUGCAGUUCUUCCUCUUGCGCCGCCCCUUAACGGUAGGGCCUCUCAUCCACAUAUGCUGCCUCAUGGUCCACCGCUGUCCAGAAGUAACGCACGUAAGCAAGUCAUGUCGUGGAUGGACGCGCCCGAUGAUGUUUACUUCCGCGCCACCGAACAGAUCAAAAGAGUUAGAAGAACUAUGGCCUCGGUGGAGUUACGAAGAGCGGCACGCAAACCGUGGCGCAGAAUGUCACUUCCCGUGAAUCCGUUUCACCUCCAAAGAGCAGGUCGCCAAGAUGAUACGGUCGUUAUCUUGGAUUGAAUCCGCAUAAUCAGGACGAAAACAAUUUGAUGAUACUGACGUUGGUUUGCUAACCGCGAGGAGUGACGCUGUUAACGUAAUCUUUAAUCAAGUGAAACUAUAUAUAGUGAAGAUUACAGUUUUGUGUAUUGUCCUCGGCAGCUCCGAUCGAGCAACAAUCGUUAACUUUAGAAUUGGAAGAUUUUGAAAGCUCAUUCAUGACGAGAUUUCUUUUUCUUCUCUUGAAAAGCGAGCAAAUCGUGGUAAUAGAAAAAAAGGCCUCGCUUGACCGAACAUGUUGAACAAUCGUGAACAUUGAACUGUAACAACUUCACUACUUAUGGAGUACUACUGAAGAAUUAAUGUUCAGCAAACUAAGUCAUUUACAUGAUUUUCUAUCCGUAUUAAUUAUUGUUGUUAUUAAUAAUAAUUAUUAAUAAUUGAAUGUACAUAUACAUACUACACAUACAACAUGCAAUACAUGGCUACACAACAUGACAAGACAAAUAUACAUAUACAAAUCACAAACAUUCUUAAUAUAUGUAUACAUGAACACAUCCAAGUACCGAAAGGCGAUCGGUACGAAUUUAAUAGUUAUAAAAAAAAUAAUGGCCGCUACCUGCAGAUAAGCUCAUAAAUAGCUGCGCACAGAAAACAAUGAUACAAUUUUCGAAUAACAUUUGAAACGGAGUAUAUUUCUAAGUAUAUAUGUAUGUUUAAAUAUUAUAUUUAAACAUGUAUACAUUUUAAAAUAUACUUCAAAAUUGAUACCAAAAUGUUUUACGGAAGUUAAUUAUUCAUUCAAGCGUUGUGUUUUCUGGACACAACUAUCGUUAAGGUCAUGCAGGUAACAGAGACGAAUAUCUGAUAGGGAGUGAAUGUAAACGAGAGAAAGAGAGAGUGUUGACGAGAGAAUAUGUAACCGAAUGAGAGAAUAUGUAACCGAGCAAGAGAGAAUGAAUUAGUAUGUAUGGGAGACAGAAAGAAGGAAUGCUCAUUGUGAAUAUUUUUAUUAAAUUUUCAAGUUUGAUGA
Messenger RNA from Vollenhovia emeryi, 4140 nucleotides. RefSeq names its product metastasis-associated protein MTA3 (gene MTA1-like). Gene Ontology annotation, cellular component: nucleoplasm; NuRD complex. The transcript is spliced from 12 exons. Gene Ontology annotation, molecular function: chromatin binding; transcription coactivator activity; transcription corepressor activity. Lineage: Eukaryota; Metazoa; Arthropoda; Insecta; Hymenoptera; Formicidae. Gene Ontology annotation, biological process: negative regulation of transcription by RNA polymerase II. The record is from RefSeq and is a predicted model, not a curated record. Bases 396 to 3128 code for a protein of 910 amino acids.